Telopea speciosissima is the source of this 510-nucleotide messenger RNA. RefSeq lists its product as uncharacterized. The transcript has a single exon. Lineage: Eukaryota; Viridiplantae; Streptophyta; Magnoliopsida; Proteales; Proteaceae. The record is from RefSeq and is a predicted model, not a curated record. The coding region runs from base 1 to 510 and encodes 169 amino acids.
AUGAGUUCGUUUUAUACAUUGGACCAUGAAGCAUUGAAGUACAUUUCAGGUCAACAAAAGCUUAACUCAUGUCGGGCCAAGUGGGCAGAGUUCUUACAAGAAUUCACCUUUGUCAUUAAGCACAAAGAGGGUGUGCAAAACAAAGUUCCUGAUGUGCUUAGUCGAAUGGGAAUGUUACUUUACACCAUGCACACCACAGUGCCUGGUUUCGAAUCAUUUCGAGAGCUCUAUACAGAGGAUACUUACUUUCCCCUAUUAUGGAAGAUGUGCAACUCAAGCGGACAACAACUUUUACAAUUAUUGAUGGUUUUCUCUUUAAGAGAAACCAAUUAUGUGUGCCUAACUAUUCCCUUCAAGAACGCAUUAUAUCUGAGUUGCAUGAUGAAGGAUGCUUCGGCAUUAAUAAGACCAUUCAAAUUGGUGACAACUCAGUAUGUUUGGCAACAUUUGAAGCAUGAUGUAAGCCGAUUUGUGAAGCAUUGCCGCAAAUGUCAAGUAGCAAAAGGGUAA